AUGUGGCCCCGUUUCGAGCAGCCGCUACAAAACUGAGCAGAGAACUUCUUUGCCUCGCCAAAGUUACCUUGAAAUGCGGCUUCUGCUUCGACCUCAACUGAUACGUGACGCUGGCUGAACCGAAAGAGCUCACCGGUGGCGCGGCGGGCCUUUUUACCGGCGUCUUCCUUAAAGCGGGUAGUUCCCGCGCAAAGCAGCCCAGCUUCAGCGACUUGUUGCGCCUGUGCAAAAGGCCUCGCCGCCUCAUCCACUGCCGCUCUGCAAAUCCCGGGGACUGAAGCCGAGUCGCAGAGCUGGGAAGACGCGCGCAACUCACCUACGGCGUUCGCGUGCAUGUCUCCGCCCCGGGGAGCGCAGCAAGGGCUGCGGAGGGCGAGGCAGGGGGCGUGAAGCCGGCGGGGAAAGUUAGUGCCCCCCCCCCCCGGCUUUCUACACCGCAGAGCCGAUCAGGGACAAGCCGUGUUGCUCCUGGCGCUUUUCACCUGGAGGGGAAGGCGGAGCUGCCUCAGUCCCGAGCGGCGCGUCCGCACGCGGGGAGGCAAGAUUGGAGCGUGUUCCGCCCGGGCGGCCGUUCCCCGUUGGCGCCCGGGCGAGGGCAUCUGGCUGCUGCCUCUCCCGGAAGGGAGGCAGGAGGCGGCGCUGCCGCCCAGCCACCGGGAUGAGCGGGUGGGUGGGCCGGUGGGCAGCGCGUUAAAAGCGGAGCGUCCUGAGCAGCCGCCCGGAGUCUGGCGGGCCCGCCGGGGAGAUGGCUUCGACCAAGCGGCGCGGCUGCUACUGCCUGGCGGCGGUGCUGAGCCUGGCCGUCGUGGCGGCAUUGCUGGCCGUCCUCCUGACUCGGCCCUGGUGCGUCCCCCCGAGGUAUCCUCACGCAGCCGUGGCCGCGGACACCAGAACUUGCUCGGACGUGGGCAGGAAUAUCUUGCAACGUGGAGGUUCAGCUGUGGAUGCUGCCAUUGCUGCCUUGAUCUGCACCUCUGUCCUGAAUCCCCAGAGCAUGGGCUUAGGGGGAGGUGCCAUCUUUACUAUCUAUAAUGCAUCCACAGGAAAGGUUGAAGUGAUAAAUGCUCGAGAGAGAGCCCCACAAGCAAUUUCUGGAGACUUGCUGGAUCAGUGUCAACCCCUUUUUCUACCAGGAGCACAAUGGAUUGCAGUUCCUGGGGAACUUCGUGGGUACGAAGAAGCCCACAAGCGCUAUGGGAAAUUGCCAUGGAAGACACUGUUUAAACCCACUAUCAAGAUCCUCGAGUCUGGAGUCAAGAUACCAAAGGUUCUGAGUUUAUUUCUCAAAGAGCCGAUUUUACUGCCAUCUUUGAAAACCUCUUCUUUAAGCAAACUGUUUUUUGAUGAAGGUAAUAUCCUGGGAGAAGGACAGACCCUUUACUGGCCAGCCCUGAUAGAAACCCUGAAAGCUGUGGCAGAAAAUGGAGCUGACGAAUUUUACACAGGGAAGACAGCUGAGAAGUUGGUGGAGGAUAUGAGAAAAGAAGGUGGCAUUUUGACAUUGGAUGACCUCAAGAAUUACCAAGUUGAAGUCGUGAAACCCUUGAAUAUUUCAUUGGAGGAAUACACUGUGUAUUCUGCCCCCCGGCCAGCAGCAGGUCCCAUUCUCUUCUUCAUCCUUAACAUCCUAAAAGGGUUCAACUUUACCAAGGCAACCAUGAACACACUCAACGAGAAAGCUGAGGCUUAUCACUAUAUUGCAGAGACCCUGAAGUUUGCUAAUGGACAGAAAACAAAAGUGGAAGAUCCUGCAUUUUCCCUUAUAAAGGAGGAUGCCAUUAGUGAGCUGGUAUCGGAUUCCUUUGCUAACCGUGUCAGGGCGCAAAUCGAUGAGAGAGGGGACCAUGCUGCCACCCAUUACAACCUCACCCAGCCAGGGAGAGUGGGCCUCGGUACCUCUCAUGUUUCUGUCCUUGCUGAAGAUGGCAGUGCUGUCUCGGUCACCAGCACCAUCAACCAACCAUUUGGCUCAAUGGUGUAUUCUGAAAGCACCGGGAUCAUUUUAAACAAUGAGCUUGCUGAUUUCUGCAUGAAGAAGUCAAACAAAGAGAUCUCUCCAGGAGAGAUGCCUCCCUCUUCCAUGGCACCUGCCAUCCUCAUUUCCAGCAACGGGCAGUCCAAGCUGGUAAUUGGAGGCUCCGGUGGGACUCUGAUCACCCCUGCUGUAGCCCUGGUGAUUGCUAACAAGCUGUUGUUCAAGUACAGUCUAGAUGAUGCCAUCAAAGCUUCUAUUCUCUUUCCUGAUGAAAAUAAUUCAAUAAAGGUCGAACAGCACUUUGAUAAGGACAUUCUAAAGAGACUGCAAGAAAAGGGACAUAAAAUUUCCGUUGCAAACAGGUCACUGAAUGUUGUGCAAGGGAUUUCUAAGGAAGGCCACUGCACCUUUGCUUACUCUGAUCUGAGGAAGCAAGGAGAAGCAUCAGGCUAUUAGCCCUACCAGGGCAAAUUGAGUGUGGUGUAAGAAGUGCCUUGGCAGUUCCAAGGCUGCCUGACAUUCUGCAACUUGUUCAGGGAGAGGCUGCGGCUUUGAUGUGGCAAAACCUGUCCAUCUCCAUCCAUCCCAAACCUGACAUCCUAUCAGGAGCCCUGCUUAUUAUGCCUUUCUUUCUGCAAGCUGAAACAAUGCAGAAACUGUUAUAUGCCCAAAGAAGAUACUCUUUUGUGAACGAGAGCAGCUGUUUAGAAAUGAAGAACAGAGCAGCACAUAAACCUUCUAUCACAGUCUGUUGGGAGGAGAACAGAGUUGGAUUCUUUCCCCCUCCUUUCUUCUGUCAAUCCUUUCCUGCACUCUUUGGAUGUUCUUCGCCUGUGUAGGGGGAUCGUGUGAAUGUUAACUGUCACUGCUGUAUUGUGGGGUGGGGGGAUGGAAGUAAGUUGUGAGCCAAUUAAUUUGCUCAGUGAACGCUCAGAUACCAAAUGAGAGGCCAGAGCCUUAUGUGGGACUUGCCACACACAACUGAAAAACACCUGCAGAAGGAGAGGGUGCAGUAGCUACCCAGCUAUCCCACACUUUGUUCUGCCAGUAUUCUGGUAAUAGUCCUAAAAUUGCUUUUUCAUGGCUGUUGAGGCUCUUACCAUUGUAGACUGCAUUUCCUGGGAUAAUGUGAGUUUUCUCCUGCUUCCUUAUAGAAGGUACAUUAAGGCUUUUGCUGUCAAAGUACCAUUCUAGGCUAACUACACCUUCUGCUCCCUAUUUUUCUUAUCAGAUUUUGAGUAGAAAAUCUAAAAACUGCUUAAAGCAAGAGCUCAAAUGAGUUUCUGCCACAAAAGCAAGGUAAUGAAUGGACUGGCUCCAGGGAACUGAAAAUGUGUUUUUCAAAGCUAAAGGUGGUACACUCUAUUUCUCAUUGCCCAUAAUAUGCCUGCUUAUUCAUUUCGUUCUGUUGUCGUUGCUGGUCAAACAAGCUUUCUGGGUUUUCAAAGCACCCCAACACACACACACACACACACACACAAUAGAGACAUAACUGGGAUGAGUACACACCAUCUUGUUGGCUGUCAUCACUUUGGAUACACUGCUAACAUGCAAAGAAGUCAAAAUUUUCAUUUGUAAAAAGGUGUUUUGCUAUUAAUUGUCUGGGGUUUGGUUGUGUUAGUUAUCUUUGAGGACCCAAUAAGGUAAAAAAGGGCACAGAGAUCUACAAAGAGUUGUGCCUGGUCUGCCCAGUGCUCUACUCCAGCCGAGGUUGGCUGCUGCAAUUUUUACACCUUGGAAAUAUUGGAUCAUAUCCUUUCCUACCACCUAUGCAGGCUUCCUUUUUCACUAUGUUGCAACUUGCGUGCUGCUUGUGUCCCCACCACUUGUGCUUGCCACACAUCUUUGAAGCCUUAUCUUAAGCAUAGUGUUGUGUUUUGAGUGAAAUUUUUUGCUUUUAGAAGGCAGCUUUACACAGGUGCUAACUCAGACACUGGCUAGCAGGAGCUUAAGGCAAAGGAAAAUGAGCCAUGCAGACAUAAGUUUCAUGCAUCAGCUUUAUAGCAAAAGCAGUAGCAGCAGUGUGAAUGUGACAUUUUGGCUGGCGGCAGGGGACUGAUGUUGAUACCAAAGAAUGAACUGGGCUCGGUAAAAGGAGAUCUUUACAAGAAUUCUGUACAUGCUUGCUUACUUUCUGUGCAUCUUCUACAAAAUGACAUUUUUAAAUAAAACUGGUUUUACAAGU
Messenger RNA from Eublepharis macularius, 4160 nucleotides. RefSeq names its product gamma-glutamyltransferase 5 (gene GGT5). The transcript is spliced from 12 exons. Gene Ontology annotation, molecular function: glutathione gamma-glutamate hydrolase; leukotriene-C(4) hydrolase activity. NCBI's taxonomy places the organism in Eukaryota, Metazoa, Chordata, Lepidosauria, Squamata, Eublepharidae. The record is from RefSeq and is a predicted model, not a curated record. Gene Ontology annotation, biological process: leukotriene D4 biosynthetic process; glutathione catabolic process; inflammatory response. The coding region runs from base 746 to 2431 and encodes 561 amino acids. Gene Ontology annotation, cellular component: plasma membrane.